This is a messenger RNA of Asparagus officinalis (garden asparagus), 540 nucleotides long. RefSeq names its product 60S acidic ribosomal protein P0-like. Gene Ontology annotation, molecular function: large ribosomal subunit rRNA binding; structural constituent of ribosome. Gene Ontology annotation, cellular component: cytosolic large ribosomal subunit. Gene Ontology annotation, biological process: cytoplasmic translation; ribosomal large subunit assembly. The record is from RefSeq and is a predicted model, not a curated record. Bases 1 to 540 code for a protein of 179 amino acids. NCBI's taxonomy places the organism in Eukaryota, Viridiplantae, Streptophyta, Magnoliopsida, Asparagales, Asparagaceae. The transcript is spliced from 4 exons.
AUGGGGCCUGAGAUAAACCCAACAAAGAGUAAUGAUGAUAUUGCUAAAAUCGUCACCCCAGUUGAGCUGAUCAAGAAAGGAGAUAAAUUGGAUUCCUCUGAGGCUGCUCUCCUGACUAAAUUUAGGAUAAAGCCCCUCUCAUGUAGGCUUGCGAUUCUCUCUGUCUAUGAUAAUGGAUCUGUCUUAAGCCCAGAGGUGUUCAACCUAACGGAGGAUGACCUCGUUGACAAGUUUGCAGCUGGUGUUUCUAUGGUUGCUUCGCUGUCCUUCGCUCUCUCCUACCCAACUCUUGCGAUCAUGCCUCACAUGUUCGUCAAUGCCUACAAGAACGUCAUUGCUGUUGCUGUUGACAUUGAAUACACCUUUCCACAGGCUAAGAGGGUGAAGGAGUAUCUAAAGGAUCCGAGCAAGUUUGCUGUUGUUGUUAUCUCUGUUCUAUCUACUGAGAAUGCUGCUGCUCCUGCCUCUAAGGAAGAAGAGAAGAAGGACGAACCUGUCGAUGAGUCUGAUGAUGACUUGGGAUUUAGUUGGUUUGACUAA